Callithrix jacchus (white-tufted-ear marmoset) is the source of this 10450-nucleotide messenger RNA. It is a transcript of the gene WASL, whose product is annotated as WASP like actin nucleation promoting factor. Gene Ontology annotation, biological process: actin filament organization. Gene Ontology annotation, molecular function: actin binding. The record is from RefSeq and is a predicted model, not a curated record. NCBI's taxonomy places the organism in Eukaryota, Metazoa, Chordata, Mammalia, Primates, Cebidae.
UACAGAGUUUUAUAAUUUUAUUAUGUAUGCAACAUGCAUGUAAUUCAAUACACAAAAAUGCUAUCAUCUUGAUAAUAUUGGAAAGCACUAAUCUUUCAUAUUACUGCUUUUUCUUUUAAAAGACCCUCUCCAGUCAUCCAGCGUCCUGAAGUCCCAACUGUCUCUAUUUGAAUUCACUAGCUGCUCAGUACCGUUUGAAUACCUUUUCUGUGUUCAUGGAAUUCCUGACCUUAUGAAUCUCAGACCCUUAACAUUUAGCCUGAAAUUUCCAGCUCUUUUGCAGGUAGGGUAUAGGUAUGUGACCUUUCCCUAAUCAGACACAUCCAUGGGCAACUGUGAUUUGAAAACACAUAAAGUGAAGGAGCAUGUGAUAUAGGGUGGCAGCAGAAACAUCCCAAUUUUAGAACCUCAGAAGAGAUUCUAGUUUCCAAUUCCCAAUGUUCGCAGUGAAUUUAUGGUAUCUCUGCCCAGAGAUGACAACAGUUAAGGGCUCACUGGAGUAGUUCUACAAUUAAACUUGGGUGUAGUUUCUAACUGUAUAGAAUGAGUCAGGAAAUCUGACAUUUGACUAACAGGCAUUCCAGAAAAAGAAAAAUAUUAAAGGGAGGAAAAAUAUGAAAAUAACAAAAGAAAAAUUUCCAGCACUAAAAGACAAGAGUUUUUGGAUAAAAGGCCUUUGGAAUACCCAGUACAAUAAAUGUAAAAGUAUUCCACUAUUGUACAUCAUCAACUUUCAGAAUUCCAUGAACAAACAGAAGAUUCUAAAAACUUUUAGAGGUCAUAAAGAGUCAUAUACAAAAGAUCAGAAUCAGAAUAACAUCGGAUAUCAACAGCAAUGUUGAAAAUUCAAAAUCAAUAAAAUAACACCUUCAAAUUCUGAAGAAAACUAAUAUUCAACCUGAAAUUUUCUACCCUGUUAAAUUAAUCAACCAAGGGUGACACUAGAAUAAAACUAUCAGAUAUGCAAGGUCUCAAAAUUUUACUAUUUAUGCACUUUUUCUUAGGAAGCCACUAACGAAUGUACACUACCAAAACAAGCGAGUAUAUCAAGACAAAUGACAUAGGUUCCAAGAAACAGAGGGUCUAACACGGAAAGAUGAAGGGAAAUCCCAAGAUAGUAACUCAAUAAAAUUCCAGACAAUAACCAUGUAGCAACAGUCCAGAUUAAUAUGGGAUGAUGGAUGACUUUGGGAGACAGAUCUCUGAUUAAAAUUAGUGCACCUGAUACUAAUUUAUAGAUUUCUGAUACUCUCGAUCAUGUGGACAAUAAGAUGAGAAAGGACUUUAUAGUUGUUAAUAUAGAAGAAAUGAAAGAAAUAAAAUUUAAGAAAACUACUGAGCUGGGAAAAUCCAACAAAGGGAAAGUGGUACAAGAAGGUAACUUCUGUUUUAUGUUAUUAAAAGUUUUAUACACAAUUUGAUUUUUUAAAUUAUGUGCAUUUAUCAUUUGUUUAAAAAUAAAAAUUAAUUUUAAAAACAUUAUGUGGUAGCAGAGACCAUAUUCUUGACCCCAAUAAUUUCAAUGGGGUAAUGGGGACAUGCGGCAUCUUCGAAUUAUCCCAAGUAUCCAAUUUGCCUACUCAUUUAUAACGUAGACUGACCAUAAGCACAUUACAAUAAAGAAACCAAUGUUUUUCCUCUCUCAUUUGGAAUAAUAAGCCACUGAAUGUUCAUUAACAUUAAAGACCAGCAGCCAGAAAACCAGUAAGCACCAUGCAGGGAACUAUAACAUACUUAGCUCUUCAAAUCAUUUCUUGAUUACAGGUAAGUACUAGGCAUCUGGAGACUAGGCUAUAUAAUGGUAGUAACCAUCACUGGUAAUUCUGUAGCAUAAGUAAGAGUUCAAUUUUCCACCAACUUCAAUAAGAAAUCAGAAAGAUUUGUAAAUAAACUAUUUAUUCCUAAAAAGAAAAGCCCCAAAGAGGUUUGUAGUUAAAAUGAAUUUUAAAAAGAGAGGCAGAAAAAAAUGGUGUGCUAGCUUACUUUUCGGAUUUUAGUUGAUGAAAAAGAAAACAAUUAACAUUUACCUUGGGAUAACAUGUACUAGAACAAAUUCUUGUAAGCAUUGCUAUAUGCAACAUUUACAUAACACUGUGCAGAGAUAUUUUACAAGAUGAACAUUUUAAACACAUGACAUUGGUGGAGGUUGCAUGGGAGAAGUAACACUCAUUGCCCCUGCACGUUUUCUGCAAAUCCAGAUUUGCUAUAUUCAGAUUUGCUGUUGUUCUGUCUCUAUAAAUCAGUCCUACCAUAGCCAAGCAGCAAUUAUGGCUACAAUGGCUGCUGAAUGCCCUUGUGUGCAUUCAGCCAUCUUUACAUUUCCUCACAGUAAGGGAUGUCACUACAUUUUAAAUUAUUAACAUUAGCAAGGGGAAUAGGGUGUUUCAGAGGACUUGUAACAGUACAUAAACAAUGACAUCUGUAAAAAGGAAAAAUGGGUAACAAAGAACCAGAACAAGAAAAGCUUGCAAAGUACCCAUAAGGAUAACAGCAGGAAUGUAUCUGAAAAUAUGGCCUCAUUUCCAUAAUAAGCUACUCUAAUGUUUUCUGUUACAAUGAGGGCUUUACCUUAAAAGAUCCUACCAAAGAAAGAAAGAAGAAAAUAAAGUACUAGCAUAGAUUGUAGUUGAAGUAAAGAAAGUCAAAUGGAAGAAAUUAAAUGUAAGAAUUGCCUUUUUUGGGUUAUAUUCAUAUAUACCUUAAUAAAGCUUUUUUUCACAGCCCUCUCCCAGUCCUCUUUCCUGUCUUCAAAAUAGUUUGGUGGUCUACAAGUUCUAAAAGCUGGUAUUUCUAGCAUAUGCAUUACAUAUAUAUAUAUAUAUACACACACACACACACACACAUACAUAUAUGUAUGUAUGUAUACAGAUAAAAUCUGUAGUCUUCUUAACUGAGCUUACAAACUUCAAGAUAUUCUGUUGAAGGGAAACAGAAUGCUUAUGUCCUGGAUAAAAUCCAAUCUCUCAAACUGAGUGAGAAGAAUUUGAGAUAAGGAAUUAACUUGCCAAAGAAAACAGAGAGAAAAGAUGUCUUGUGUUCUGCCAAAUAGAGGAUAUGCUAUCAAGAAUGAAAGAAAGAAAGGACUUUCUAAAACUUUUGAAACAAAAACAGGGAGUACUGCUUGGUCUCAGGAUGAGCAUGAAAAAAAAUAGAAUCCUUUAUAUAUGAUAAGGGGGGAAUCCCCCCCAAAUAUUGCUUGUUCACAGGCUUAAAUGAGUAAGGAAGUCAUAUUUCCAGAGAAAUGUUCAUGCUUACAUUUUCCACAUUUUAAGAACAUCAAAGAGUCAGAAAAAGCCCAGUGAAAAACAAAAAUAACAAUGAAAGGUAGAAGACAAGAACUUAAUUGCAAUUUUGUGGACAAAGUACUAUAUUAAAAAUUUGGAGAAAAAUUAAAGGUUGGACCUGAGGAAAAAAGUCACUGUGGUCAUAAUUUUCCAUCUCCAAGUCUAAAUAAAACAGAACAAGGGCAAAUAGUAAAAAAAAAAAAAAAAUACAUUUAGAUAAGUCAUAAAAUUUCCUUAAAGAAAAGAAAAUCAAUAAAACAACAGUCUAGGCUAGUAAGAGGUUUUUGAAAUGAUUUGAAUUAAAUAAUUCUCAGAAUGAGAUAAGAUUCUUCAAUGCGGUUACUGUCCAUUUACCUAUCAUCUCAUGGCUUUUUUUUUUCACAGCCCUCUCCCACUACUCUUUCCUAUCUUCAAAAGAGCUUGGUGGUCUACAAGUUCUAAAAGCUGGUAUUUCUAGCAUAAAAUUUGCUGUUCUUCAGUUUUUAUUAAUUAGAAGCUAACAGAAUUCUCUCUCUAGAUUUACAGUUUUAAAAAGUUUUAUUUUGGCACACUGGGAUAUAUGUAGCCUAUUUGGCAUAAUAUAUGGCCUAAUCAGAAAUUCUGCUAUCAAUUUCUCCACUGUAUUUUUGAAAAAUUAUGUACAAUUAUAAAUUUGAAGGACAUUUUUUCAAGAGUCAGACUUAGAACAAAGGUAAGAAUACAUAUAUCAAGUCUUGAUUCCUUAGCUUAGGGAAAUCAGAACAGAUCAUAGGCAAGGACUGAUAGUGGCAGACAACUAAUACUUGAGUGACCACUAUGUAUCAGGUCCUUUACAAGUGAUAUCUUUUAAAAAAUAUCUCAUAAUAUUUUAGUUUUUAAAAAAUUUAAUAGACACCGUAAUCGUACCUAUUUAUGGGGGUACAUAGUAAUGUUGCAACACAUAAAACGUACAGUGAUUAGAUCAGGGUAAUUAGCAUAUCCAUCACCUCAAAAACUUUUAAUGUCUUUGUUUUGGGAACAUUCAAUAUCCUUCUAGCUAUUUGAAACUAUACAGUAUUGUUAACUGCAGUCAUCCUACAGUGCUACAAAACACUAGAACUUAUACCUCCUAUCUAGUUGUAAUUUUGUAUUUCACAACUUUGAAGUAGGUGUAAUCACCCCCAUUUAGACUGUACCUGUAUGACACAAAUUACUUUCAUUUUACAGAUGAGAAAACUGAGACCCAGAGAAGUAACUUGUCCAAAGUCCGUAAGGUUGUAAGACUCACAACAAGAACUAAAACUUGGGCCUAUUUCAAUCUUAUACUUCUGGUACUAUACUUGUUCAAAGGUUUGAAAAGAAGAGCUGUGAUUUUUAUUAUUUCUCAAGAAUUUGUAAUGCUUUCUGUUGUCACUGUGCUUUCGACUUACAGGAGUUGCGUUUUUGGUAAAAGACAAACUGAUUUAGCUUCUAUGUUUGUUAGAUCUGUAAUUCAGAGGCAACGCCAGGCUUAUAUUUCUACUACAGCUUCCAAACCUACUGACUUUAUAAAUAGUCCUGUUGCUUUUUUAAUUCACUUUUUACCCUAAUAUUUUUAAUCAAGUUUAACUUUGAAAUCUCCAUCUUUUAUGUGGGAACUCCCAAGGCUAUCCACUCUCAUUUCCCUUUGUAAAUUUAUUCUUCAGCCAAUUUCAUUAAGGGCAGCUUUAACAUUUUAUAGUAUUUUCAAAGAGCAUUGAUAAUGGCUUAUCAGUCUGGUAAGUACAUUAGACAUUUCUAUUGGGAGCUAUCAGAGAUGUUUAACAUCCAACAAUUUUACCACAGUGUAAUUGUUACAGAUGUCUUAAGUUUAACGUAUAACUUUUUAAUUGAAAUUUAGCAAUUAGCAGAUAUGAAUUUAUGCAACAAGUGUUAAUGUGUUUAACGUGGAGAACAGUGAGAGGCAUAUCUGACAACUCACUGCAGUCUGCAUCAUCUCUGUAUUAGAAAAUUUCGUUUCAACCGUUUAGUAUUUAACUUACAGAACAAAGGGAGUUAUGUUAGAUAACUUGUAAUAUCCUAGGAUAUUUUCCAAUUCACGAUAUAGGGAGAAAAAACUGUCCAGAGCCCUUAGAAGAACAUACUUUGAAUUUAAAUGUGACACAUACAUUGAACCCACGUGACACGCCAGGCAGGCGGUGGAAGUCAAGUGCAUUUGUAUUUGUUACAUCCAUCAGACAGAUCUCUUUCACAAUGAUGGGAGAGGCCUGUUUGUUCUUCCACUCCCACAGCUGAAGUUUGGGACAAAGUUUGAGAAAAUCCCAGGCACCUGCGGCUCCUAUGGAAGCCGGCACAGGGCAGAGCGCAUCUUCCCAGGUUUCAGUGUUCUGAUCGCAAGGGAGCGCUGGAGAAAUACGAGCUAUUCCAAGGAGGGGCCCUGGGUCCUCACAGACACUUCGUAAAGGUGUGCGUCCGGCCAAGGAAGGCUGGCGGCACAGCGGCGGCGGCAAAUCUCCACACAUUCUCUCUUCAAGCAGUAGUAGCUGAGUCCGGGAACCCAACCGACGAGCCGAGACGCCAGAGGCCAGAGAACGAAGUCGGAAGCCCACGCCCGGAGCCAACCGGGAUCCUAUUUAGCUCCGCGCGGUCCCGGCCUCGGCCGGAAGUGGGUGUGGCCUCGGGCCGGCGCGGCGAGGCCCGCUGCCGAGUGGGGGGUUCCUCCCGGGCCCCGGCCGCGCGUUUCCGGCGCGCUCCCCCGCGCCCUCCGUCCUGUGGUCUCGCCCGCCCCUGCUGCCAUGUUGGAUUGUGCGGCCGCAGCCGCCGCUGCGGGAAGGUUGGGGGAGGAGUUGGGAGUUUAGCGCAGUCGCCGGAGUGCGAGGACAACGACCAUCCGGCCCUCUCCUGACCGGGCGGGAGCUGGGAGCUCCCUUCUCUCAGCGCGGCCCGAAGGUGGCUCGCUGUCAGCGCCUGCGUCCCUCGACCUCCUCCUCCUCUUCCCCGCGCCGGAGGAGCUGCGAGAUGCGGCGCGUCUGACUCCGCUCCUCCCCGCCCCUGUCACUGCGAGGGGGAACGAGCUCUCGUCCACUCGCCGGAGGAGACGGCCCUGGACUCCCAGCCCCGCCGGCGAAACCAUGAGCUCCGUCCAGCAGCAGCCGCCACCGCCGCGGAGGGUCACCAACGUGGGGUCCUUGCUGCUCACCCCGCAGGAGAACGAGUCCCUCUUCACUUUUCUCGGCAAGAAAUGUGUGACUAUGUCUUCAGCAGUGGUGCAGUUAUAUGCAGCAGAUCGGAACUGUAUGUGGUCAAAGAAGUGCAGUGGUGUUGCUUGUCUCGUUAAGGACAAUCCACAGAGAUCUUAUUUUUUAAGAAUAUUUGACAUUAAGGAUGGGAAACUAUUGUGGGAACAAGAGCUAUACAAUAACUUUGUAUAUAAUAGUCCUAGAGGAUAUUUUCAUACCUUUGCUGGAGAUACUUGUCAAGUUGCUCUUAAUUUUGCCAAUGAAGAAGAAGCAAAAAAAUUCCGAAAAGCAGUUACAGACCUGUUGGGCCGCCGACAAAGGAAAUCUGAGAAAAGACGAGACCCCCCAAAUGGUCCUAAUCUACCCAUGGCUACAGUUGACAUAAAAAAUCCGGAAAUCACAACAAAUAGAUUUUAUGGUUCACAAGUUAACAACAUCUCCCAUACCAAAGAAAAGAAGAAAGGAAAAGCUAAAAAGAAGAGAUUAACCAAGGCAGAUAUAGGAACACCAAGCAAUUUCCAGCACAUUGGACAUGUUGGUUGGGAUCCAAAUACAGGCUUUGAUUUGAAUAAUUUGGAUCCAGAAUUGAAGAAUCUUUUCGAUAUGUGUGGAAUCUCAGAGGCACAACUUAAAGACAGAGAAACAUCAAAAGUUAUAUAUGACUUUAUUGAAAAAACAGGAGGCGUUGAAGCUGUUAAAAAUGAACUACGAAGGCAAGCACCACCACCGCCACCACCAUCAAGGGGAGGGCCACCGCCUCCCCCUCCCCCUCCACACAACUCAGGUCCUCCUCCUCCUCCUGCCAGGGGAAGAGGCGCUCCUCCUCCACCACCUUCAAGAGCUCCCACAGCUGCACCUCCACCACCGCCUCCUUCCAGGCCAAGUGUAGCAGUCCCUCCACCACCGCCAAAUAGGAUGUACCCUCCUCCACCUCCAGCCCUUCCCUCCUCAGCACCUUCAGGGCCUCCACCACCACCUCCAUCUGUGUUGGGGGUAGGGCCAGUGGCACCACCCCCACCACCUCCACCUCCACCUCCACCUGGGCCACCGCCCCUCGCUGGCCUUGGUCUGUCUUCUGACGGGGACCAUCAGGUUCCAACUACUGCAGGAAACAAAGCAGCUCUUUUAGAUCAAAUUAGAGAGGGUGCUCAGCUAAAAAAAGUGGAGCAGAACAGUCGGCCAGUGUCCUGCUCUGGACGAGAUGCACUGUUAGACCAGAUACGACAGGGUAUCCAACUAAAGUCUGUGUCUGAUGGCCAAGAGUCUACACCACCAACACCUGCACCCACUUCAGGAAUUGUGGGUGCAUUAAUGGAAGUGAUGCAGAAAAGGAGCAAAGCCAUUCAUUCUUCAGAUGAAGAUGAAGAUGAAGAUGAUGAAGAAGAUUUUGAGGAUGAUGAUGAGUGGGAAGACUGAUCUAUAUAUUAUAUAUAUAUAUAUAUAUUUUUAAGGUGAAAUACUAAACACUACUUUCUUUCUGUGGAUUCUGUAAAAUUAUCAUGUAAAUGUUCUACCAAUUUGCUGUAUAUUUUUGUUGCCUUUUUUGCUUUUUUUUUUAAUUAAUCUGUGCAAUACCUCAUUUAAUCUGUAAAGGUUUGUCAUAAUCCUCUACAAAGCUACUCCCUGUUAUUGUGUGCAAGUUUACACCAGGAUGCUCACUUAAUUUGUGAAUAUUUUUCAUUCCAUCAACAAGGGAGUUUAAAUACUAUAUGUGAGACUGACAAAAACCUUAAUGUAAUUUACUUAUAAUGCCAGAAGGAAAACACUAUUUUCAUACCCUACUUUUUCUGUACCUAAAUUUUCUUAAAAAAAAAUCUAGUAUAGCACUACAUUCUUUUUUAAGUGAUGCAAACCUUAGUUUCUUUAGCCCCUUUAUUUUGAAUACAACACUACAUAUGAAUGUUGAAGCUGAUACAUUGCACAGUUCUGUAGACAUCACUAUACUGAUACAGUUUCUCAAAUUUUAGCAAUAUGCUCUACAUAAAAUCACUACAGAGAUGUUAGUGGGGAAGAUGAGUAACACACCUCUUACAGCAAUACUGCCUGUUAUUGGGAUAGCAGUGGUAUUUGCAGGCUGGAAUCAUAAGGAGCCCUUACAUACUUGUUAUUGACUGAGGUUAUUUUGAUGCUGUAGCAAAUGUGGCAGGCUCUUUUUGGCAAAAUUUUUGAAAAUUUUUUUGGUAUUAUUCUGAAGCAAAAUUUAAGUUGAAGUUUGGGGGAUUAGGGAGUACUUUUCAUUCUACAUGAACUGAAGUCAUAUUAUGGUUACUCCAAUAUUUGGUUUAAAAAGCUGUACAAAUUAGAAUAGUACUAAAAUAGUGUGGAAUUUCAGCAUUUUUAUUUUGUACUUUGUGUGGAUUGAGGUAUUCAAAAAUACCAACUAUAAAAAUCUAAUCUGGUUGGCAAAGAUAUGCACUGAAACAUAGGAUCUCGAAUGCAUUUAUUUUGAUAAUUUUUGACAAUUUUUGUCAAAUAGCAAGUGAAGGGUUACAUUUUUUUAAGAAGAUUAGUGAUCCCAGUGUCAAAUUUCUUAAAACACAUAACUGAGUGAUAGAUUCUUUUUAAAGAUAAAACUUUACAACCUGCACAUUUGUUAUGUAUACUAAAUGGUAUGUUAAAAUUAGGGUUUCUUUGCCUUGCUGCAAUACACUAAUCUGCCUAAAGGUGGUUUUUUCAUAUUUAUAAUGCUAAUUAUCAUACCUACCUACUUUAAAUUUUAGGUAGAAAAUUAUCUGAUUUAAAUACAGACACAUAUUUUUCUCACAUUGAGUCAUACGCAUAAUGUAGUUCCAAAUGUAUUUCAUUACUAUAGUCACAAUAUCCAACUAAAAAUUAUGCUAUCUAGAAUUGUACCGACCAAAAUCUAGUAUUGGCAGAUCUUGACAGGCUGGACCUGCAAGAUGUGGCUUGAAUUUUAACCAUUUAUUACAUAAUCUAUAGUGAUCAUGCAUCUAGUUAUCAUAAGAAAUAAUUUAAAAGGGUUUUGUUGCUGAAAGCAGUAAGUGGUGCAGUAAAAUAGUUAAGUUAUUCAAAGAAUGUAAUCUUUCUUGCAAGAGUAAUUUAAGCACAUGGGAAAGAUUCUAGACUUUUUGUUUCUUGCAACAACAGUGCCCUCUGCUGCUAGAAACCUUUUUCUACUACUAUCAUUUUUGUUGUGGCUUGAGCUCAAUGAAUCUGGUGCAGAUGAGGCUGAACAACUACUAACCAAUAAAAUCAGGAAUUUGUACAAAAGUUAAAUGGGACAUUAUAAUUAUUUUAAAUAAUGUUAAUUUUUUUUCUUUUUGACGAUAUAAAAACAUUUUAAAUUUUCUAGAAAUGUCUUCAAGGUAAUGCCAAUUUAAGAUCUCUCUUAACUUUUGGCAAGGAAUUCUAGAUUUUCAAGCUAACUUUGGUAUAAUAAAUAUUUAUCAGGAACUUGUCUUAGCAGAGAGUAUCCAUUCUUUGAAGUCGAAGCACAAUUUUAAACAUGUAAGAUGGACAUAUAAUUUGCCAAAGGUAAUUGAAUUUAUUCUUUUUUUCUUAAAGAAAAUAAAAGACUUUGGUUGUUGUUGCACAAAGUCUAAAUUACUAUUGGUUGAAACACAGCAGCUGUGGAGUUCAGUCCAGGCAUGAAGACUAAAUCUGCUUUACCAAGUAAGGUGUAAGGUUGCAUGUUUCAGUCCUCUACCAUCUUGCACUGUGAGCAGCACUAUACCUGUGCGUUGUCUGAAAGCCUCCGUAUAUUCUCCAGCUAUAUGGUUGUCUGGUAGCCUUUGCAUUUAACAAACUAGCAUGAGGCUUUUUAUAUCUAAAUGCUACGUGAUAGACAAUUUCAGCUAGCCACAUAUUGUAUGUAUGAAAUUCAUAAAGACUUUCAAUCAUUUCAUUUUCAAACAACUGAAAUUUUGUUUAGUAUGUGAAUUUUUUUUUUUUUUUUUGAAAUGUAUAGUGAAUAGGAUGUUGCACUGGUGGCAAUUCAUCAUGGAGCAUAAUAAAAUUAAUUUGACCCAA